AUGUCCUCCCAAUUACUACAGUCGGAACUUCUUAACCUCAUCCAAGAAUCUAAAAGAAAGAAUUCUGACUUGCGAAAUGCUGCUGAAGAGUCCCUCAAUGACUUGAAGGCGCUUCCUUCUACUUCAGAGGCGCAAAUAUCCGCUGACCUUGCGCGCAAGCCCCGGUUCGUUAACCCGUUCAUUUUGGCAUGCCAUAGUCGCCAUGCGAAACUCGCCGGGAUUGGUGUCGUUUGCCUGCAACGACUGGUUGCAUCUAGGUCGCUGCCAUCAGAACGGUUGAAAGAUGUCCUAAGCGGGUUGAAAGAAAUAACAAAUCUAACCCUGGAUAUUCAGCUCAAGAUCUUACAGACUUUGCCAUCUUUAUUACAACACUAUUCCAAUGACUUAGGCGGGGAGCUUCUUGUCACGACACUCGAACUAUGUGCAACCUUGCAGUCGAGCAAGACCCUUGCAGUCUCCAGUACGGCAGCAGCUACGUUGCAGCAGCUUGUUGUUUCCACGUUUGAGCGAGUAUCUGUCGAAGACCAGAUGGACCAAGAGUCGAUGCCGACCACUACGGUGAAAGUCGAUGGAGGCUCUGUGAAAAUAGGGUAUUUUGCGCUGGAUGCUUUACAGGUUCUGGAUGAUCUUUGUCGGCUUGUGGAUGGCGAACAGUUGCACUUUCUGCGAAUCAAGUCACUGUCUCCAGCGUUUACUUUGGAGCUGAUCGAAAGUAUCCUCCUCAACAGUGGCCAGCUGUUUGUUGAUCACCCGGAACUCACGCAAGUGCUACGGAGUCGCCUCAUUCCCAUGACCGUUAGAUAUUUAUCGGAAAGGCAUACAUUCUCUCAAAUGGUGCGGAUCGCAAGAAUUCUCCUUAUCCUACUUAAGCGGUACUUGUCUCUAUUAACAGCAGAAUGUGAAAUGGCGCUGUCGCUUCUGACGCACUUACUGGAACCUGACGGAACGGCGUCAUGGAAACGAGUACUCUGUAUGGAGAUGUUUCGAGGCUUAUAUGCUGAACCGGGACUCGUCAGGAUAAUUUAUUCAUUAUAUGAUGCCGAGGAAGGGAGAAAGAAUAUCCUUCGAGACCAUAUGGCUUCGCUUGUUCGACUGGCAGCUGAAAAGCCUUCUUUGAUUGGUGUCAGUGCUCGUUCAACGGUACCUUCACGCGCGGAACACACUCGAUCUAUCACAGAAGAGCAAAUAACUCUCGAGGUUGGAGGAGUGGCAGGGGUCAUUGGAACCUCGGUCCCGUCGAAUGACACCAAUGUGCCGGGCAUCAGCAAUCAAUGGAGUGUAGUUCGCUCACCGUACCUGGAACUACUUGACAAGGCUGAACCUCCACUGCCGCCCGAAACAUACAUUUACAGUUUAGUGCUAAACUGCGUAAGCGCAUUUGCUGAAGGGCUCGCCAAAUUUAUCCUUCCACUUACAGUGCCUGACCUGAAACCGAAGCGGAAGGGCCGCAUUGCUGGGGAGCGAAAUGGGGGCUCUACGGCAGCCUCGCAGGACUUAGAAAGGGGAGACUCCUUGAAACGAUCGAGGUCAACUAAGAAGUUUCCGGUGCCGAUCAACCCUCUGGAUCUAGAAUCCCAUCCUCAACUAUCAACGAUCCGGACCUGCGCGGGGAUUGUUGAAGAUUGUUGGCCGGCCGUUCUAGCGACAUGUUCGACUUUUCUAUAUGCGUCACUGGACGAUGAUUUUUACCACAAUCUUGUUCGCUCUUUCCAGAAGCUGACACACGUUGCUGGUCUCCUAAGACUGUCCACUCCCAGAGAUGCCUUCUUGACCACUCUUAGCAAAGCCUCCAUGCCAACUGAUACAAACAUAGCGAAGCCUGUUAGUUCAGAAGCAACACCAGGGGCCCAACCAAGUGGAGCCAUGGAAAAAGGACAAAAGGGCAACGAAGCCUCCCAUGUUACGCCCCAGGAGCCCACAGAAGGCCCCGCAGCACCCUCAAGCGACCAAGCCCUCUCUCUCAGCACAAGAAACCUUCUCUGUUUACGAGCUUUGCUCAAUUUGGGAAUUGCACUUGGUCCCACCAUGGAUCGGCCUGCUUGGGCAAUAAUCCUCGGGACACUCCAAGAUGCAGACUUGUUGGUUAACAAAUCACCGACGAAAUCGCAAAGUACAGCCGGCAGUGCCUUAGAGGCCACCGGAGGGACAGUAGGUGAUGUGCCUCAAGGGAACCUGGGAACGGAAAUUAUGGCCGUGCACUCUGCAUCAUCCAAGUUGUUCGAAAGCACCAGUGAUUAUCCCGACGACACUUUCAGGGGAUUCCUGAUUGCACUCCUGGAUCUCUCUGCAACAACGGAGGAGCCCACGACAACUGAAACCUCUGAAAUGAAUGCAGGAAAAGCAUAUUUACAGCCGAGCUCUGGUCGUAUGCGCCGGUCGUCCCGUCGUGUAUCACAUGCGCUAGGGACAUCAAGGAUCCAGGACGAGGAAUUGAGGCUCGUUUUGGAUAGAGCACGGGGCUUAGCCAAAGCGAAUUUGGAAAGAAUGUCAUCACUGGCAGAGAACGACCAAAGUGCCUGGGAGCUUCUUACGGGCCGGCUAAUGGCAACUGCUGCUAACGGGCAGAUCGGUCAAGAUCACCGUUUGCAUGCAAAUGAGGUUCUCAAUUCUCUUGUCUUUGAGACGAUGAAGCAAAGGGUUGACGAAAGUGAUUUGGAAAGGGAUGCGCGACAGUUGAGAAAUCUGAAGACACUCGAAGCUCAGGUCAGAUUGCUCUACAAAAGUAGUGGUUGCCAGCUGGGUUCUCCAUCGGCUUCUAUAGUUGAAGUUCACGAGCAAAGCUUGGAGACAUUGAAGAAUAUCCUGGAACAAUUCGCUGAGACGUUUGUUCAAUGCUGGGAAGCUGUUUUCGGCCUCAUAUCCAGUGUAUUUGGCGUACCGACAGCGGGAGGCGACGGCGACGCUGCGAAAGACCUUGAUGGUGGUAGGCAGGCGCUGGUGGCCGACUCUCCCCGGCUCAUCCAAGUUGCAUACAAAAGCCUGCAACUCAUAGCAUCUGACUUCUUGACCCAACUUCCGCCACAAUGUCGUCUCGACCUUGUAGAAUCCUUUUCAAAAUUUGCUCUGCAACAGCAGGUCUUCAACAUAUCGCUUACCACAACGUCAUCCUUUUGGAAUGUCUCCGAUUUCCUUCAGGAUCAGACAGAGCGCUUCUCUAUUGAAUCACACGUCGAACUAUCUGUUACUGAGGAGAAGCUUGCUGAAUUAGCAAAGACGGAUGAUCGCUCUGUCUCGAGCAAUGCGCUCUGGCUAUUGCUUCUGCUGCGGAUAGUAGACAUCACGACAGAUAGCAGAUCGGAAGUUAGAAACUGCGCCAUUCAUACUUUGCUAAGGAUUUUUGAUGCCUAUGGCCAACAGCUCUCACCCAAGGCGUGGUGUCUAUGUUUGAAUCGUGUUUUGUUCCGGAUGGUCGAGCAGAUCGAGGCUACAUUCGCCAACGUGCAAAGCAAGGCCGGCAAAGACUCCGAUGGGGCAAAGGCAUGGACCGAGACAACAGUGCUUGUGAUAAAAGGGGUCUCUGAUCUUGUCACCAAUUUCUUUGACGCCAUCAUAAAGGAUGACAUGUUUGACGGAUCCUGGGGACAAUUGCUUGACUAUUUUCAGAAGCUAGCCAACUGGCGCCUUCUUGCGUUUAGUCAAGCAGUAUUCUCGAGUCUAUCUAGCAUUCUUUUGCGAGUUCAGCAGCCAGACGGACUCAGCACGCAGUCCAUGCAGUCGGCCUGGGCAGUAUGGUCCAGCGGCCACCCGAUGGACAAGGAAGAUACGCUGGAUCUGGAUCAGCCUAAUCAGGAUGCCGCGAUAUCGUACCUGCACGGCUUCCAGCAAAUUUACCGCUUAUACAAGGAUAAAUUAACGAAACAGGAUAUCGAAGCAAUUUUACGACACAUGAAAACGACCGCAUGGAAUUCGAUAUGCCCUAAAUAUUCGCCCGAUGUCGACCGACCGUCACAGUUGCAGGUACUGAUAAUUGACUGCUUAAGAAUGAUGUGCUUAGAGAAAGACGACUCUCAGGGCCAGAUUCUCCAAUGUCUAUCAGAGCUUGCGGACUCUGCUCUUUCAAGAUGGUCACCAAACAGUGACACCAGAAGACCGACCUACGUUGCUUUCUCCAAGAAUGUAAUAGAUCUUCUUAGCUGGUACGUUGCUGAAUACGGUAUCAAACGAGAUAUAUUCGGGGACGGCUCUGUAUCGACUGCCCUGGAGCAUCUCGCAAACCCCGUCGUCCAGCGAUAUGAAUGGCCUGGGAAGGACAAAGAACCUAGCCUCUGGCAGAAAUCAACCACAGCGUCGUUGAAUGUUUUGCGAGUGGCAAUUCCUUACGUGGAGAAGCAAUAUGGUAGUGUAAGCGAGUAUGAAGUAUCUCGGUUCUGGAAAUGUGUUAUCGAAAUUGCGAAUGGCAUCAUCGCCGCCAAUGGCUACCGAAGCGCAGCAAUUUCUGGCCCAUCUCUAUUAUCCGACGAAGCUUUUGACGUUGAUGCCUUCGGAAAGCUGAAAUCUCUAAUCAUUCCGUCCCUCGGGGCUUCAGCAAUUCAGGAUAACAUUAAGCGGGAUUUCGCCCGCGCUCUACUCAAUUCCUCUUUUAUAUAUCACCCACAACGACACGAUUUGCCAACCAAAUACCAUGAGGAUGGGCCACUUGAAGGUAUAUAUGAUGUGCGUCCAGGAAGAACCUUCGAUCCACCGCCAACUACUCGAACCAAGAUGGCAUACCACACACUGGACACUCUGUUCCAACUAUCAUCAUCACCCGGCCAAAGCUCAUCGACGGAUGAAGACGCUCAGAAGAAUAUCUCAAUUGCUCGUUCUACAUCCCCGUACCUCAUCCUACGAUGUGCUGUAUCGUUAAAGGGUUAUAUUGCAGAUCAACCCCUGCGCGGGCUCAUGCCACAGCCGACCCCAGCACGCAAGGCGCUACUGCAUCUUCUUGAAGGAAUGGUCAAUCUCCACAGCGAACCAUCAGCGAUCCCACUACCGCCUACGCCAAAUUCAAUACCGGGCCAAAACCAGAGCCACAAGAAACACCUAGUGUGGAUAUAUCCACUGGUUGUGCAGGCAGUGCAAGUGGCGGGAAAAGAGCGAGAUGGUGGACAAGUAUUACGUGCUCUAGGCGAGGUGUUACGUGAAGUUGGCAGUACUGCAUAA
Molecule: messenger RNA, 5142 nt
Organism: Aspergillus versicolor CBS 583.65
Lineage: Eukaryota; Fungi; Ascomycota; Eurotiomycetes; Eurotiales; Aspergillaceae
Product: putative endosomal peripheral membrane protein (Mon2)
Exons: 6
Coding region: 1-5142 (1713 amino acids)
Source: RefSeq, a predicted model, not a curated record